This is a messenger RNA of Thamnophis sirtalis, 707 nucleotides long. Lineage: Eukaryota; Metazoa; Chordata; Lepidosauria; Squamata; Natricidae. The record is from RefSeq and is a predicted model, not a curated record.
CUCGCAACGGCCGAGAAGGGCUGACGUUGCCCGGCUGGGCUGGGCUGACUUGGCGGCUGCUGCUGCUGCUGCUGCUGCGCCCGGGCGCCCCUUUCCCGGCCCAGGAUGUGGUUCUUCGCCCGGGACCCGAUCCGGGACUUCCCUUUCGAGGCCGCCACCCCGCCGGAGCCGGCGCUGACCCAGCCCGGGGGCGUCUGGCAGCUGCACCGCGGGCGGAGGAAGACCACGGGAGAACCUGUCUCCCUUUUCGUUCACGAGGUGAAGCCGAGUUCCGAAGAGCAGAUCCAGCUUGCCAAAACAGCCUUUAGAUUCCUCAAGACCCUCCGGCACCCCAAUAUCUUAUCCUACAUUGAUGGCUUAGAGACGGAGAAGAGUUUACACGUGGUCACCGAGCCCGUGACACCGUUGCCGGCUUACCUGGAGUCGCGGGGAGACGGGAAGAGCCUGAGCGAGGCAGAAAUCUCCUGGGGUCUUCACCAGAUUGCAAAAGCCCUCAGUUUCCUGGUCAACGACUGCCACCUGGUCCAUAACAACCUCUGCCUGGGCGUGAUCUACGUGGACCGGGCCGGCGAGUGGAAACUGGGGGGCUUGGAUUACAUGUGCUCAGCCCAGGGAGACGCCGCUGUGCCCCGGAAGGGGGUCCCCGAGCUGGAGAAAUACAAUCCCCCCGAAUUAUCCGACAGCGGCAAAAACGUUGGCGAGAAAUG